This is a messenger RNA of Budorcas taxicolor (takin), 1416 nucleotides long. RefSeq names its product keratin 26 (gene KRT26). NCBI's taxonomy places the organism in Eukaryota, Metazoa, Chordata, Mammalia, Artiodactyla, Bovidae. The transcript has 8 exons. The coding region runs from base 1 to 1416 and encodes 471 amino acids. Gene Ontology annotation, molecular function: structural molecule activity. The record is from RefSeq and is a predicted model, not a curated record.
AUGUCUUUUCGACUUUCUGGUGGAUCCAGGCGGCUCUGCUCUCAAGCUGGCGCUGGUCGGCUAACUGGUGGAAGGACAGGCUUCAGGGCUGGAAAUGUAUGCAGUGGGUUGGGAGCAGGAAGUAGCUUCUCUGGCCCUCUUGGAAGCGUUUCUUCUAAAGGAAGUUUCUCUCAUGGUGGUGGAGGGUUGGGAAGUGGUGUCUGCACUGGUUUUCUUGAAAAUGAGCAUGGCCUCCUCCCUGGGAAUGAAAAGGUAACACUGCAGAACCUCAAUGACCGCCUGGCAUCCUAUCUGGACCACGUGUGUACUCUGGAGGAGGCCAACGCUGACCUCGAGCAGAAAAUCAAGGGCUGGUAUGAGAAAUAUGGGCCUGGUUCUGGCCGGCAACUUGCUCAUGACUAUAGUAAAUAUUUCUCAGUCACUGAAGAUCUCAAAAGGCAGAUUAUUUCUGUGACUACCUGUAAUGCCAGCAUUGUUCUACAAAAUGAAAAUGCCAGACUGACCACUGAUGACUUCAGGCUGAAGUAUGAAAAUGAGCUUGCUCUCCACCAGAGUGUUGAGGCUGACAUCAACGGUCUUCACAGAGUUAUGGAUGAGCUGACUCUUUGUAUAAGUGACCUGGAGAUGCAGUGUGAAGUACUCAGUGAGGAACUGACAUACCUCAAAAAAAAUCACCAGGAGCUUUUCCAGGAAAUGAAAGUCAUGCAGGGUGCAGCCGGGGGGAACGUGAAUGUGAAGAUAAAUGCAGCCCCAGGAGUGGACCUCACUGUUCUGUUGAACAACAUGAGGGCUGAGUACGAGGACUUGGCGGAACAGAACCGUGAAGAUGCCGAGGCCUGGUUUAACGAGAAGAGCACAUCGCUGCAUCAGCAGAUUUCUGACGAUGCGGGAGCGGCUAUGGCAGCCAGAAAUGAGCUGAUGGAACUGAAGCGCAACCUGCAAACCUUGGAAAUAGAACUUCAGUCCCUUCUGGCCAUGAAACAUUCCUACGAAUGCUCCUUGGCUGAGACUGAAAGCAAUUACUGCCAUCAGCUCCAGCAAAUCCAAGAGCAGAUUGGAGCAAUGGAGGACCAACUCCAGCAGAUUCGGAUGGAAACAGAAGGCCAGAAGCUUGAGCACGAAAGGCUUCUCGAUGUCAAAAUAUUUUUAGAAAAAGAAAUUGAAAUGUAUUCCAAAUUAAUAGAUGGGGAAGGAAGAAAAAGCAAGUCCACAUGUUACAAAUCAGAAGGGCGUGGGCCCAAAAAUUCUGAAAAUCAAGUCAAAGACUCAAAAGAAGAAGCUGUUGUCAAGACAGUGGUUGGGGAACUUGAUCAGCUUGGCAGUGUCCUCUCACUAAGGGUCCACUCGGUUGAAGAAAAAUCCUCAAAAAUAAGCAACAUUACAAUGGAGCAACGACUGCCUUCUAAAGUCCCUUAA